This is a messenger RNA of Oncorhynchus masou masou (cherry salmon), 1906 nucleotides long. RefSeq names its product C1q and TNF related 6b (gene c1qtnf6b). Gene Ontology annotation, molecular function: protein binding. The transcript has 6 exons. The record is from RefSeq and is a predicted model, not a curated record. Lineage: Eukaryota; Metazoa; Chordata; Actinopteri; Salmoniformes; Salmonidae. Bases 266 to 1012 code for a protein of 248 amino acids.
GAUGCAGACUUGUCUUAGUAAUGGAUGUGUGCUUCAGGGAGGGGUGGAGGGAUGGAGGGAGAGGAGAGAAAGGGAGGAUGAGUUAUAAUCAGCGAGGAGGGAGAGAAGACAGGGAGGGGAAAGCAAGCGAUCUACAGCGUGUUGAGGAGAGAGAGAGGCUGAGUAAAGUUUCUUACCCCGUUACAACAUUUUCCUCGCGCACAGCUGAUCCUCAACACCAAUACAUUCGCGAGCAUCGCCAGGAGGAACUCAAGGUGUGGUCAUCAUGUUGGGGGUGUGUCUGUCCGUCCUAUUGCUCCUCCCCCUGGCCUCGUCCAUCCCCUCCCCCUCCAGACCUCCACCAAGACUGUGCAGACGAUGCUGCGACCCCCUGCAGCCCCCAGAAUCCUCUGCUGCACACCCUGCCCACCACGCUGCCGCCACGCCAGAGGUCCACACCUACAUCAACAUGACCAUACUCAAAGGUAAAUUCUACUGCUUCAUCCCAGGAUCCAUCUUCAACAUCACUUAUUUGCAGGUUCCAGAUAAAGGAGACCUACCUCCACCUGAUGCACAGGUGAUCCUAAGGAGCAUGAUCCUGUAUGCCCAGCCCAGUGAGAGGUCCAUCAUGCAGAGUCAGAGUUGCUCACCAAAUGGAAACUCUAUAGACUACUACCAGGCCCUGGUGUUUGACACGGUCUUUGUCAACCUCUACGAGCACUUCAACAUGUUCAAAGGUAAAUUCUACUGCUUCGUACCAGGUAUCUACUUCUUCAACGUGAACAUCCACACGUGGAACUUCAAGGAGACCUACCUCCACCUGAUGCACAACGAUAAAGAGCAGGUGAUCCUGUAUGCCCAGCCCAGUGAGAGGUCCAUCAUGCAGAGUCAGAGUGUGAUGAUGGACCUGGCGCUGAACGACGAGGUCUGGGUCAGGCUCUACAAGAGGGAGAGGGAGAACGCCGUCUAUAGUGAUGACGUGGACGUCUAUAUUACCUUUAAUGGAUACCUGGUGGCGCCUAGUGUCCAGUGAUUAGAGUGGAGGAAGAGGGGGAGGGGGAGGAAUCUCUGUGUUGGAUUUUGGUCGUUUUAUCAUGCCUAAAGUUCAGUGAUGAAGAAGGAGGAAAGAAGCAAGAGAGGGAACUUGCACCGGUGUUGGAUUUUUGGUUUUGCUUGUGCCUAUAUUGCCUUCAGUGCUCACCAAAUUCAAAUGUAAUCUGGUUUGAUUUUGGUUGUCCGUUUGCAGUGCCUUCAGUUCUCACCAAAUGGAAAUUUUAGUUGUUCCUUUGUAGUGCCUUCAGUGCUCACCAAAUGGAAACUCUGGGUUGAUUUUGAUUGUUCCUUUUUGGUGCUUUCAGUGCUCACCAAAUGGAAACUCUGGGUUGGAUUCUGUUUGUACUUCCGUUGCUCCUAAAGCAGCCAAUGAUACAAAUGACCUGCGCACACGUUUUCCUCUGCCUCACGAUGUAUUCCUCUCAAAUACUUUGAAUGGGGAGGAUUGUGGGUAGUGUUGUGCAGUGUUGCAGUGUUGUGUAGUCCCAGUGAGAAAAAUUGGUUGAAAUUACAUAACUUUUUAAGCUUUUCAACGUCUUUUCAACAUAUUUUUUUGGACCAAAAAGACAUUUUCAAUGUCUUUUCAAUGUCUUUUGCUCAUAGGGUGGUUUUGGGACAAGACUUGAAUGGACCCUGCAUUGAACUGUUGCCAAGGUGACCUCGAGGAAAGCUUUAAAAGUGAAAAAGGAGAAGAUGCCAGCCAUAUCAAAUGAAUAUAUAGAGAUUGUUGAGUAAGUAAUGCAAGAUUGUAUUGAUAUAUAUAUUGAUAACUCAGUGUUAUGUGUUUUUAUAGAGAUUUACUUUAAGUUGCAGAGCAGCUUGUAACAUGUAAAUAUUUGUAUAGAUUUGUGUUACCUAAAGCGUUUUAUCACUA